UGAGUAUUCAAAAGUUGACUCAAAAUACGACAUCAGAAUAUAAAAGAAUUGAAACAGCAACAGCAAUAGCGAAAAAACUGACAGUCCCGAUAUGGCACCUCCUUCGGAUUGUGCCGCUAAAGGAACGGAACAGGUUAACAGACCUUCAAGUGCAACUGUUGAUCUAUAUAGAAAUGAGCUCCAUGGUGGCCAUAGCCCAAAAAGAAAAGUUGGCCUUCAAAUUGGAAACGAUAACCAAGCAUUUAUAAGUGAUGAAACCAAAGACAAUAAAGCUGUAUUCAAAAAGACACAACCUGUUGUGCCAUUCAGAAAAGAUUCCCCGAGUGCGUCAAUGCGAGAAAAUCAUAGGGAUGAAACAAGCGAUAUAAGUAACGGACAACGGAUAGAUCCAACAUCAAAUAAGGAAGGCAUGCCAGCAAGCAGAGAAACAAAUAUCCACGGCUUAGAACGCGAUCGUAGCUCCCCUAUUAGUCAAGAUGAUACCAUUCCACCAAGAUAUGAGACGAUCAAUGAAACUAAUACUGAACCCAAUCAUGUAAAACAAGAAUCUAUUGAGCUUACUCCUGUUCCCGAACAUGAAGUCAUCAAAGAGUAUGUUGCUAGUGACCCCAGCGGUAUAAAGCCAAUCCAUUACCGACAGAGGUCCUCUGAUAAAGGACAGCAACAAACAAAGGAUUUACAACAAGAGACAAAACUUAGGCUUGAUGUGAGCCGUCGGGGAAGUUCGUCUGGUCUUGAUAGCCCGGAUGUGGACUUCUCCGAAACAAAUCCUUCAAUUUUGAAUCAGUUAACCUUUCCAAAUGGAUCACUACGGUCUAAUCACAAAGGAUCCAUUCGCUCACCAGUGCGACGUAAGAAUCGCGACGGCAGUGACAGAAGCUCUGUUGGCGGAAGUGCGAAAAAUAUUUCCGGCAAGACUAGAGAACGCAAGAGCUCAAUCAAGUUCGAUGACGCAACGAGUCUGUACGAGGACCAUUUCCUCAGCAAACUUAGACGACUGAGCUAUGGGACCAACUUCAAAAAUGACAUAACUUCACUGUAUUCAUGCUUCAGGCCUCUAUUUGCAACCAUGAAAUGCUUAGGGAUUUUCCACACAGUGGAGUUUAAAGGGGAGAAAAAACUGAUCACGCCUUCCACAGUUUAUUCUGUCAUUAUCAUGAUCAUCUUAUGGUUGAACUUCUUCCGUUUCUUUGCUGUAUAUGAAUACACAGAUGUUUUUGGCACUGAAUUGUUCUUCAAAAUCGUUUGCCAUGUCUGGUUUUUUCAAAGUGCAGUCGGCGCUACGGCCAGCUUUCGUGUUUCUCGGGGACUCCCAGAAUUCCUCGGCGCCUGGCACACAUACAUGGAAAACAGAUCCGACCUUGGGUACAAAACCUACCUGGAGCGUUGGUCAUUCAUCUACGUAAUCAUCGCUUGCUUCCUGGCUAUCAUAAACUUAGUUAUAAUAGGACUAUGGAUUUUUACAGAAAGUAUGCAUUCACAAAUCCUCUACGAACCAUUCAUCACUCAAAGAAACAACAUCGACGGCUAUAAUGUUCCUCUCGCAGCGAAAAUUAUCUUCAUGGUGGUCCAGUUCUUCAGCUCAAUGGCGUGGGCAUUUCCAAUCUCCCUUUGUGUGAUGUUCUCUUUAGGGUUACGUCAAGAAUUCAUUCACUUCAGUAAAAAGUUUUCCUUGGCCACCACUGCAUCGAGAGUUUUCGAGGGUAAUAUGGAAUCAUUCCGACACGAGCACUUCAAAAUCUGCAAGAUCACCGAUAAGGCGGACGCCCUGUUCAACGCUUACAUCUUGAUCGUGUACAUCACCAAUAUCCCCCUCGUGUGCUUCUUGCUGUAUACGUUGAUAUAUGAACAGUUUGAUAGGUCAAUCACCAUCGCCAUGGCACUGUACUGGUUGUUUUCUUCGGUUUUGUAUCUCUAUAUGGUUACGGGUGCAGCAGCAAUGCUUAAUGCAUCGGGUUGUUCUCCAGCGGCAGAUAUACACGACAUGAAUUUGACUGAUGACCGUAUGUCGACCGGUAAAAUGAUUCAGAUCAGCGUGUUUCUUAGUAAGGCCACCAGUGGGAAAAUUGGGUUCACGGCUUGGCGACUGUUUUACGUUGACAGAAGUACUUUGGUCUCGGUCGCAGCAUCGAUAUUAGCCUAUAUCAUAAUACUGCUGAAACUCGGAUCUGGCCUGGCCCCAAGGCCGGCCCUGCCAUGCUUCUGCCCAGAAUUCAAAAAUGUAUCGGAUGCAAUCGAGAUAUUUCAGGAAAUUUUAGAUUCCAGACUGAAUGAAACUGCUUUUGCAUUGUACAUCUUGUCUCAGAUUCUAAACGCAACAAACAGUAUACCUACACCUGGUUAUGUGACGUCAUUGUCACGGGCAUUAUCAACCUCUGUGCUCCCAGCAUUACAAACAGACGUUUUCAUCAACCACACUCUGACAGAGGAGAUACUAAAUAAUAGCACCACAGUGUCGCCACUUCUAUUCAAUAUGACAUUUCCAACUCAAGUCUUAGGAAAUACGACAGUGGUUCCGGUGUAUUAAGUGAUACUGAAAUUAGUACAAUGGUGUCAUGGGGUAUGUAAUGACAGCCUAUCAUCCAUUUUAAUCUUUUGUCUUGCAUUGUCCGUCCAUAAUUCUUGUAACAAGUCCCUGUGCCUCAAUGCUCCCUCUGUUAUGCAAUGAAUUAGACGGAAUCAGAAUGGACAGGAUACACGAGUGCAGUACAGUGGCUUGAUGUAAGCCUUUUUCAAACCACCACGAAACGAAUCCGUUUCGGUAACAAAAUGUCGGAACCUCG
This is a messenger RNA of Owenia fusiformis, 2783 nucleotides long. The record is from the annotation of a GenBank genome assembly. NCBI's taxonomy places the organism in Eukaryota, Metazoa, Annelida, Polychaeta, Sabellida, Oweniidae.